This is a messenger RNA of Dichotomopilus funicola, 1698 nucleotides long. Its product is annotated as major facilitator superfamily domain-containing protein. The coding region runs from base 1 to 1698 and encodes 565 amino acids. Lineage: Eukaryota; Fungi; Ascomycota; Sordariomycetes; Sordariales; Chaetomiaceae. Gene Ontology annotation, biological process: transmembrane transport. The transcript has 6 exons. Gene Ontology annotation, molecular function: transmembrane transporter activity. Gene Ontology annotation, cellular component: membrane. The record is from RefSeq and is a predicted model, not a curated record.
AUGGCGAGCCGUCCGGAAUCCAGCAGCCCUCCUCCCAAGUCGGGGCUGGUGGGGGAGGAAGACAAAGGGGCCAACGCAGCAGACUCGAAAGACCUCGCGAUUCUCGACACGCCCUUUACCAGCGAGGGGUCCGGGUCCGACGAGGAGUUUGAGGAGGAUCUCGCCAAGAACCCCUUCCUCGAUCCAGACGUCGCUGCCCACUGGCGCGGCGUCUACGAGAGCGCCGAGUACGAGUGCCGUCAUGCAUUUGACCCGACCGUCACCUGGUCGGAGGAGGAGGAAAGGAAGCUGGUCCGCAAGCUGGACUUUCGGAUAUGUACCUGGGCGUGUGUCAUGUUUUUCGCGCUCCAAGUCGACCGUGGAAACCUCACACAGGCGUUGUCCGACAACAUGCUGGACGACUUGGGUCUCAAUACCAACGACUACAACCUCGGAAACAUCACCUUCCUCCUCGCCUUCCUCUUCGCCGAGCUACCAUCUCAGCUGGUGUCCAAGAAGCUGGGGCCAGACCGCUGGAUUCCCGUCCAGAUGGUCCUGUGGUCCGUUGUGGCGAUCUCCCAAUGCGCGAUAACAGGCCGCUCCAGUUUCCUCGCUACACGCGCGCUUCUGGGACUGCUGGAGGGUGGGUUUAUCCCGGAUAUUGUGCUGUGGCUGUCGUAUUUUUAUACGUCUCGCGAACUUCCAAUCCGGUUGAGCUACUUCUGGAUGACCCUCUCACUCACCACCAUCAUCACGUCGCUCCUCGCGUUCGCUCUGCUCCAUCUUCGCGGCGUCCACGGCUGGGCCGGCUGGCGCUGGCUGUUCCUGGUCGAAGGCCUGAUUACGCUCACAAUCGGCCUCCUCUCCUUCUUCAACAUGCCCGCCUCCGCCGUGCAGACCAAGACAUGGUUUCGCCCCAAGGGCUGGUUCAACGACCGCGAGAUCACCGUCCUCGUCAACCGUGUUCUCCGUGACGACCCUUCCAAGGGUGAUAUGCACAACCGUGAGGCCAUUACGCCGCGUCGGCUGUGGGAGGUUCUCAAGGAUUACGACCUGUGGCCGAUGUAUGCCAUCGGUCUUGUGUCCUUUAUUCCGCAGACCCCGGUCGAUAAGUAUCUCACGCUGAUACUCCGGUCGGUUGGCUUCGACCAAUUCACGACGAACUUACUCACCAUCCCCGCGACCGUCGGUCAUAUCAUUUGCCUUUUAAUCAUCACCCGCAUUUCCGAGUAUCUCAACGAGCGUGCCCUCGUCGGCAUGAUGCAAAAUGUUUGGAUUUUGCCCUGUGUGAUUGCCCUACGUUUCUGGCCCGGCCUCAUCAACAACGCCUGGGGUACCUACGCUCUCGUUAGUGUCUUACUGGCGUAUCCUUACUGCCACGCCAUCAACGUUGCCUGGGUCUCCAAGAACGCCAACAAUGUCGGCAGUCGAACUGUUGCCUCCGCGUUGUAUAAUAUCUCCGUACAACUCGGCAACAUCUGUGCUUCCUUCGCCUACCAAGACUACGACAAACCGUACUACCACGACGGAAACACCAAACUGAUCGCCAUCGACAUCCUCGCCAUCCUUACCUUUAUCGUGGCCAAAGUCUAUUAUGUCUGGCGUAACAAGCAAAAAGAAAAGACCUGGAAGAGCAUGAGCGAGCCGGAGCGUAUCGAGUACACCAGGUACAACAAGACCAAGGGGUCGAAGCGGUUGGACUUUCGGUUUGCACACUAA